GAGAGAGAGAUGAUUCCUCUCCUGUCCAGAACGAGGAAUGGUUCAGUGUGGGUGCAACGCAGUGUCGAGUUCUGCACAGAGAAGUGGCCAGACACUAUAAAGAAGGAGCUGUACGGGGCGUUCAGCUUCGUCCUUGUCUAUGCGAUACCUGGUUGCAUCGUUGUGGUGUCCUAUUCACUGAUGGGCCGGCGCUUGUGCUCAGUGUUGCCACCCUUUGACCAAACCGAGGGCAGCGUCAAUAGUCAGCAGCGGCUACGACUAGUCCGCGAGAGGAAGCGGGUGGCAUGGAUUCUUCUUCUUCUCGCUGUCCUGUUCGCGCUGUGCUGGCUUCCAUACAACAUCCUCCAGCUGUUGAUUGACGUCAAUGCUGUCGAGGUGGAGUCAGUUGCUACUGUGUUGCCGUAUACUUUGCUGUUAGGGCACGCGAACUCCGCGAUCAACCCGAUAGUGUACUGCCUGAUGACGCGCAACUUCCGCCGCUCGUUGCGCAAGCUGCUCUGUCACGACCCUGGUAACUUGCACUCUAGUACUCAUUUCCAUAUGCAAGGCUUACGUCAAAAAUCCAACACGUCUAGUAUGCGGACCUGUACCACGGUUACCUUCCGAAGCAGCCACACUCACAUUCGAAACAACAACUCAAGUAUCCAGUACGGGAGAGUCAACAGAGCCACCUCGUUUCGAGACCACAGCUGGCGGAAUCAUCAAUGUCAGAAGAAUGCGCAGUUUAUUUAAGAAGACCAAUAAAAUUGGCCACGCUUACGGCAAUGUCAGUGGCUUCGUAAAGGUAUUUAAUAGUGCAGCUGUUAGGGCACUUAGGACAGCACAAAAGGUGAGCCAUAGUUGUUGGUGAUACUCCACACUCGCAAUCAUCGCAACCAUCAACCAGGUAUCCCCACCUGCAGAGAUUAUCCUUGCAGUCAUUAGUCAGCAAAAAUUUAGUAUCGAUCGCC
This is a messenger RNA of Pectinophora gossypiella (pink bollworm), 950 nucleotides long. RefSeq names its product neuropeptide FF receptor 1-like (gene NGR-A35). Gene Ontology annotation, molecular function: neuropeptide receptor activity; peptide binding. The transcript is spliced from 6 exons. NCBI's taxonomy places the organism in Eukaryota, Metazoa, Arthropoda, Insecta, Lepidoptera, Gelechiidae. The record is from RefSeq and is a predicted model, not a curated record. The coding region runs from base 10 to 732 and encodes 240 amino acids. Gene Ontology annotation, biological process: neuropeptide signaling pathway. Gene Ontology annotation, cellular component: membrane.